This is a messenger RNA of Melanotaenia boesemani (Boeseman's rainbowfish), 1870 nucleotides long. RefSeq names its product nuclear factor 7, ovary-like. Bases 35 to 1444 code for a protein of 469 amino acids. The transcript has 2 exons. Gene Ontology annotation, molecular function: zinc ion binding; protein binding. The record is from RefSeq and is a predicted model, not a curated record. Lineage: Eukaryota; Metazoa; Chordata; Actinopteri; Atheriniformes; Melanotaeniidae.
CAGUCCACACACUGAAGCUUCACUCUCAGACCACAUGGCUUCCAGAUCAGAGGAGAAUCUCUGCUGUCCGGUCUGUAAGGACGUCUUCAGAGAUCCUGUUCUUCUGUCAUGUAGCCACAGCUUCUGUAGAGACUGUCUGAAGAGCUGGUGGACACAGAAACCAACACACCAGUGUCCCGUUUGUAAGAGAAGAUCUUCAAGAAAGGAACCACCUUUAAAUCUGGUGUUGAAGAAUCUGUGUGAGUCCUUCUUACAGGAGAGAGAUCAGAAAGCUUCAGAAGGUCUCUGCCAUCUGCACUCUGAGAAACUCAAACUCUUCUGUCUGGACCAUCAGCAGCCAGUUUGUCACAUCUGCAGAGAUUCAGAAAAACACACCAACCACAGAAUCAGACCCGUCGAUGAAGCUGCACAACAGCACAGGAAGGAACUUCAGGAAACUCUGGAACCAUUAAAGAAGAAACUGGAGCUCCAGAAGAACGUUCAGAAGACGUUUGAUCAAACAGCAGAACACAUUAACGUCCAGGCCCGACACACAGAGAGGCAGAUUAAGGAGCAGUUUAAGAAGCUUCAUCAGUUUCUAGCAGAGGAAGAGGAGGCCAGGCUGGCUGCUCUGAGGGAGGAAGAGAAUCAGAAGAGUGGGAUGAUGAAGGAGAAGAUGGAGGCUCUGAGCAGAGAGAUAGCAGCUCUUUCAGACACAGUCAGAACCACAGAGGAGGAGCUGAGAGCUGCAGACGUCUCAUUCCUGAACAACUACAAGGCUGCAGUGGAAAGAGUCCAGCGCUGCCCCCUGCUGGAUGAUCCACAGCUGCACUCAGGAGCUCUGAUAGACCAGGCCAAACACCUGGGCAACCUGGCCUUCAACAUCUGGAACAACAUGAAGGACCUGGUCUGCUACACUCCUCUCAUUCUGGACCCAAACACUGCUCAUCCAAGACUCUUCCUGUCUGAAGAUCUGACCAGUGUGAGACGAGGAGAGGAACAGAAGCUUCCAGAUAAUCCAGAGAGGAUUGCUGCUCAUUAUGUUCUGAGUUCUGAGGGUUUUAACUCAGGAACUCACAGCUGGGAUGUCGAUGUUGGAAGUAGUAGAUUCUGGUCAGUGGGUGUGUUAGCAAAGUCUGUGAACAGGAAAGGAAACAUCUCGUCCGAUUUAUGGGGAAUAAGGUUCUAUAAACGAAUUGCAUUUGAAAAUUGUAAGGAAUAUAAAGGUAAAUACUCAGCAUUGUCUCCAGGUUCUAAGAUUUAUCUUCCAGUUCAGAAGAAGCUGCAGAGGAUCAGAGUGAAUCUCGACUGGAACAGAGGAAAACUGUCUUUCUCUGAUCUUGAUACUAACACACACAUACACACCUUCACACACACUUUCACUGACAGGAUGUUUCCCCUCAUUACUGCUGAUGAAGUGAAGAUUUUACCUGUGAAGGUCUCAGUGAUGAAACAGCAGCUCUGAUGUGUUCAUUGUGAAGAACACAAACUUCACAUUAAACCUUAUUGAUCUGGUUGAAAUUCACUGAUUUCAGGGUCAAACAGGAAGUUUGACCCUGAAAUCAGAACAGGAGGAAAUCACUGAUCUCAAAGGUUGAAAGAAGUCAGUGGAUCAGCGUAAAUAUGGGACAGACUUCUGUUAUGGGGAGGGCUAGAGGUUUGUUUAGUUAUUAAUAAACUCUGUUCACUUCAGUUUUAUCAGGUUCAUAUUGGGUUAAGAUGUUUUUUGUUUGUUUUGGAUAAAGUCUUUAUUGAAUGGAUGUGUAGUGUAUCUAAUUUAAUUUUUUUUUAUGUGAAACUCUAACAAGAAGAUGCAGAAAAACACAACCACACUGUUCACACACAUCCAUCCAUCAUCCACACACACAUUAUCAUAGAUAUUUUAAAUAUG